Molecule: messenger RNA, 4112 nt
Organism: Oryctolagus cuniculus (rabbit)
Lineage: Eukaryota; Metazoa; Chordata; Mammalia; Lagomorpha; Leporidae
Source: RefSeq, a predicted model, not a curated record
AAUAACCCUUAAACCUAGUGGCUUUAAAACAACUCUUUAUUUGCUGACGCUCCUGCAGUUUGGGGUAGGCUCUGGGCAGUACUUCUGGUCUCACUCAUGUGGCUGCAGUCACCUGAGGGAUCCACUGGAGCUGUGUGACCCAGAGUGCUCCCCUCACACGUCUUGUGGGUCAGCUGAGGCGACGGUAGCAGCAUUCCAGAAGGACAAGGCCAGGGUCACCUGCUUGUCAAGCUUGUGCUUACCGUGUAGUCUGCUGAUGUCCCUGUGGACAAGAGUUAGGUUUCAUGGCCAAGACAGAGUCUGCAUGGUUGGGGGCUCCGUAGCGUUGUAGACACCAGGAGGCGGGAUUCACUGCACUGUUAAUAGGCAAGCAACCACGUACUUCAGACUUCAAAGUACAUGUCUGUAUUUCCUGACCUAGGUUAUAAACUUUCAGAUAGGUAAGAGUGUGGUUUUUGCUUAACAGUGUCUGUGUCUCUGCACUGAGAGGUGGGGAGCAGAGAAGGGGUCCCAGAAUCAAUGACUUGUGAUGGUGAAGGUAGUUGUCUGUACUUCCCUGAGCUGGAUCAGGAAAGAACCUUUCCUCUUCCUAUUGGUUCUUCUUCCUCUAGGAGCUCCUUUGCAGACUUCUCUGUGGAGUCGUCUUCCUGAACAUGAUGGCAUUGUCCGUUUCCACGGUGAAUCCUCUGUGAUGCUGUCAGUUCCUUGGCUGCAGCUCCUCUGGAAGCUUAAACUAAAAUCUGUUUGCUGGUUUCUUCUCAAUGAAUUUUUAGCCUCAGAACGGUCCUUGUAAUUGCCUGUUAGGCAUCUCUACAUGAGAAAUCGUGCACCUUCCAAAGUAAUGCCUCUUCUAUACACUAGAAGACCUCUUUGCAUUUCCUGUUUUAGAUCAAUGAACUGAGCCAUGUUCAGAUCCCAGUUAUGUUGAUGCCAGAUGACUUCAAAGCCUAUUCAAAGAUCAAAGUGGACAAUCACCUGUUUAACAAAGAAAACAUGCCGAGCCAUUUCAAGUUCAAGGAAUACUGCCCCAUGGUUUUCCGUAAUCUGCGGGAGAGAUUCGGAAUCGAUGACCAGGAUUUCCAGAAUUCCUUGACCAGAAGCGCACCCCUUCCCAACGACUCGCAGGCCCGCAGCGGGGCACGGUUCCACACGUCCUACGACAAGAGAUACGUCAUCAAGACCAUCACCAGCGAAGACGUGGCCGAGAUGCACAACAUCCUGAAGAAAUACCACCAGUACAUAGUGGAAUGUCACGGGAUCACUCUUCUCCCCCAGUUCCUGGGCAUGUACCGGCUUAAUGUCGACGGCGUGGAAAUAUACGUGAUUGUUACCAGGAAUGUGUUCAGCCACCGUCUGUCUGUAUAUAGGAAAUACGACUUAAAGGGCUCAACAGUGGCUCGAGAAGCUAGUGACAAAGAAAAGGCCAAAGAACUGCCAACUUUAAAGGAUAAUGAUUUCAUUAAUGAAGGCCAAAAGAUUUAUAUUGAUGACAACAACAAAAAGGUGUUCCUGGAAAAACUCAAAAAGGAUGUUGAGUUUCUUGCCCAGUUGAAGCUCAUGGACUACAGCUUACUGGUGGGAAUUCACGAUGUGGAGAGAGCCGAGCAAGAAGAGGUGGAGUGUGAGGAGAAUGACGGGGAGGAGGAGGGGGAGAGCGACGGCACCCACCCAGUCGGGACCCCUCCGGAUAGCCCCGGAAACACGUUGAACAGCUCACCGCCCUUGGCUCCGGGGGAGUUUGAUCCGAACAUUGAUGUUUAUGGAAUUAAAUGCCAUGAAAACUCGCCUAGGAAGGAGGUGUACUUCAUGGCAAUUAUUGACAUUCUCACUCAUUAUGAUGCAAAAAAGAAAGCUGCCCACGCUGCAAAAACUGUGAAGCAUGGCGCUGGCGCGGAGAUCUCGACCGUGAACCCAGAGCAGUAUUCAAAGCGCUUUUUGGACUUUAUCGGCCACAUCUUGACGUAACCUCCCGCGCGGCCUCGGACAGACCUGAGCGUGGCAAGGGCAGAGGCGGCUUCAGCGCAGGAGAGAGGAAACCCAGCUCGGUGCAGUGCUCAUCUUGCAGGAAGCAAACCUCCUUGUUUACAUCUUCAGGCCGAGUUGACUGCUUUGGGGACGACCCGCUUUCACAGCCACCUGACAUGUCCCAGCGUCGUGCUAGCUAUUCCUGACUGUGCGCAUGUGUGAGUGCGUGCGCUUUGCGUGGGGGUGUGUGUGUGUGUGUGCACAUUUUACAAUAAUUAAUUAAAUAAAACCCAUCAGCUGGAGUCAGAACCUGUUACAACAGAAACCCUCUGGUUCCAGCUGCAGCCGAAGGAAUGCACAAGCAAAUGAGCUAGCAGCUGUUUGGGGGGAGGGGAGCAGAAAAUGCAUGCGGAGGAACCGUGUGGGCAUCGCACGACAAACUGUGGACCAGUUUUUUUUUUUUUUGAGUUGAAAGAUGUGAGAGUGUUCAUAAUAAUAAUGAAGAUAAUAAUAAUGAUGAUGAUGAUUAAAAAGAAAAAAAAAACUUACUGCAAAUGUUACACUUCCACCCCGCACGUAGACACUCCUCUUCAUCGUUGUCACCUGCGCCCCCGGCCCUGGACAGAAGAGUGCCAGCAUCCCCGUGUGUUCUGGUUCAGGGUCUGUCCCCACACAGUGUCGGGACUCCUGGUGUCCCAGAGCAACUGUCCCUCGUGCGCCGAGAAGCUGAUGCCGCAAUGACUCUGGACGCCGACACCUCCAGAAACGCGCCCAGGAAAACAGCUUACUUCUCUUUACACCCUUAUGUUGCAGUGUAGGAAUUAAUGCUAUGACAUGCAAACAGAGCUGACCUGAAAAGUGCAUAGUUUGGGGCAAUGGUAGCUGCAUCUCCCACCGUGGGAAGAUAAGCAAAGCACUAAAACUCUCAAUUCUGUUACCAAAAGCAAAUCUGAUUUAUAAGACGUUUAUGUUUGGCCUUUGUUUAAACAGCGGGUGUUUUGUUAUUAUGAAUUGUCCCUUUAACUGAGACCCUCAGUUGUACUGUUUACAUUAUUAGGAAAACAGGGAUAUAUUUGAAUCUAAAAAUUUAAUGUACAGCAUGUGGUUGUUGAAGUUUACAUGUAAAGUCGUUUUGCAGUGUAGGUGAAAUCAUGUUUGUCCUAUUGAGAUGUGUCCUGCAGUCACGUGUUUAGGUGAAUGUUGUAUUCAAAGUACACAGUAGUCGGUCUUUGACAAUAAAAGGAAAAGGAUUGUUUUGUUUCCUCCAGAUGUAAAUGUAUCAACUUAAUGAUUUAAAAAAAAAAAAUUUAACCCAAAUCUGGUUAAAUAACUUCAUUGCCCUAAACUGUGCUGACUGUGUUUAAUCAGGUUGUAAAUUUCCAACAUUGAUCGCGUAUCUACCAACUUUCCUGCAUUUUCUGGAAGGCAUCAAGCUAAAAUAUUAGACUUGCUUAGAGUAGCUUAUCAAUUUAUACGCUGUGCUAACGCUGUGCCUUUGAUAUUCUUGUUUAAAACAUGAGAUGGUUUGGGUAGGCAGUUUCAGGAAAGGGGGGGAAAUCCACCCUUCAGUGAUUGCUGAACAGCUCAUCCAGGUCCCGUGCUGCCUUCUCCCGUAACUUGACUUCAGGGCUGUCCAGGUUGCAGCUGUCCCCGGUGUAUGUGGGUUGAUGUCACAUUAUCUUUGGAAGCCAGCAGCAACGCCACCCCUUCCCCCCAACACCCCCGGAGCCCUGCCCUACCAUCCACUGACUGUAUGUAGAUCUGUUAGCUCCUACAGAUGAUGUUAACACCACUGAACCCAGCUGUACAAGUCUGCGUUUUAUGUAUUUAAUUGAUUCUGUGACUUGAGCCCCUCAUACACAUGCCAUUAAUUCUGGCAUCGAAGUUCUGUGGUUCCUUUGACCCUGAAGUAAAGAUAAGGUACCAUCUGCAUUAUUUGAGUAACCAUUUCGUUUGGUGGCCAAUCUGUGUAUGCCUUUAGAAGUUUACAAAAUGCUUUCUUUUCCUCUGUAAUGGUCUUUGUCAUUCAUUUCUGUUGAUAAACUAUUGGACAGAGUGAGGAAGUUUGCCUUGUAUUUCCUAGUGCUAACAGUACACUCCCGUCAUGAGCCGGGCUUCACGGAAUAAAGCACUUUGAAGACUCACAA